Molecule: messenger RNA, 822 nt
Organism: Acytostelium subglobosum LB1
Lineage: Eukaryota; Evosea; Eumycetozoa; Acytosteliales; Acytosteliaceae
Exons: 5
Coding region: 1-822 (273 amino acids)
Biological process (GO): mitochondrion organization
Cellular component (GO): membrane; mitochondrion
Source: RefSeq, a predicted model, not a curated record
AUGGCACAAUUCCUUAACAAACUUAUCCCAACAGCACUUGCUAUUGGUACAGGUAUAUCAUUGAUCGACAGUUCAAUCUACAAUGUCGAUGGUGGACAGAGAGCAGUUAUCUUUGAUAGAAUAGCAGGAGUCAAGGAGAAGGUUGUUGGAGAAGGUACACACUUCAUCAUUCCAUGGCUGCAGAAGCCAUUCAUCUUUGACGUCAGAUCAACACCAAAGAAUAUCAAGUCAGAGACUGGUAGCAAGGACUUGCAGACAGUAAACAUAUCACUUAGAGUGUUGUUCAAACCAGAGAUUGAUAAGCUUCCAUGGAUUUACAGCAAGUUGGGCAUGGACUAUGACGAGAGAGUGUUGCCAUCAGUUGGAAAUGAGGUCUUGAAGUCUGUCGUCGCUCAGUACGAUGCUGGUGAGCUGAUCACACAAAGAGAGGCUGUCUCAAGAGAGAUUCGCGAGGCAUUGACAAAGAGAUCAAAGGAGUUCAACUUGUUGCUGGAUGAUGUAUCGAUCACUCAUCUCAGUUUCUCACAGGACUUUACUACAGCCAUUGAGUCAAAGCAAGUGGCACAACAAGAGGCCGAGCGAUCAAAGUAUAUUGUGUUGAAGAACGAACAGGAGAAGAAGGCUGCGAUCAUCAGAGCCGAGGGUGAGUCAGAGGCUGCAAAGCUGAUCAUUCAAGCCAUGGCCUCUGGUCCAGGUUUCAUUGAGCUUCGUCGUAUUGAGGCUUCCAAAGAGAUUGCCGAGACAUUGGCCAAGUCUGGAAAGGUUACUUACAUGCCAAACACUGGAAAUGUAUUGAUGAACAUGAAUGCCUCUGGAAAGUAA